GAGAGAGGUGGGCACCGAGCACUAGUGGGGUUUUGUUUUUAUUGGGUUUUUUGUGGAACAAGAACCAGUCCCAUUGCCAAAGUUGUGGGCUUUUGAGGUUUGGUGAGAUAAGCAAAAAAGAGGGAGAGAGCUUCUUCAUAUUAGCUUAAGGUUGUAAUGGUUGUGUAACUAGUAACAACAAAGCCUUUGCUUCAAACUGCACUGGUUUUGAGCUUUGUGUAUAGUGUGAGAAAGCUACUAACUUUAGAGGUGGUGUUGAGAAAAAAAAAUGGGUCUUUCUCAGUUUAGUAGUAGAGGGAGAACAAGUAGAGGCUUGGCAGUGGCUUUCUGCUUAUGGGGUUUGAUCUCAAUGUGUUGUGCUGCUAGAUUGAGUGCUUCAAGGCAGAAACUUGAGGUCCAGAAGCAUUUGAACCGCUUGAACAAGCCUGCAGUGAAAAGCAUUGAGAGUCCAGAUGGGGACGUCAUAGAUUGUGUUCACAUGUCUCACCAGCCAGCUUUUGAUCAUCCAUUCCUUAAAGACCAUAAAAUUCAGAUGAGGCCUAGUUACCACCCAGAAGGGCUAUUUGAUGAGAACAAAGUGGCAGCAAACCCCAUAGAAAGAUCAAGCCCAGUUAAACAGCUGUGGCACCAAAAUGGCAAGUGCCCUGAGGGCACCAUUCCCGUUAGGCGCACAAAGGAGGAUGAUAUUUUGAGAGCAAGCUCAAUCAAAAGAUAUGGAAGGAAGAAGAGAAGAACCGCCCCUCAGCCCAGGUCAGCAGAUCCUGAUCUCAUCAAUCAGAGCGGUCAUCAGCAUGCAAUAGCUUAUGUCCAAGGAGAUAAAUUCUAUGGAGCAAAAGCAACCAUCAAUGUUUGGGAACCCAAAAUACAACAGCCUAAUGAGUUCAGCUUGUCUCAGCUUUGGAUAUUAGGAGGUUCUUUUGGCGAAGAUCUUAACAGCAUUGAAGCUGGGUGGCAGGUUAGCCCAGAUCUAUAUGGUGAUAACAAUACAAGACUUUUCACCUACUGGACUAGUGAUGCAUACCAAGCCACAGGUUGCUACAACCUCCUCUGCUCAGGCUUUAUUCAAAUUAACAGCCAGAUAGCAAUGGGAGCAAGCAUCUCUCCUGUUUCUGCGUUUCGCAAUUCCCAAUAUGAUAUUAGUAUACUUGUCUGGAAGGAUCCAACAGAGGGGCAUUGGUGGAUGCAGUUUGGCAAUGACUAUGUAUUGGGUUAUUGGCCUUCUUUCCUAUUCUCAUACUUGGCUGAAAGUGCUUCCAUGAUUGAGUGGGGUGGUGAAGUUGUGAACUCACAGACUGGUGGUCAGCACACCUCAACUCAAAUGGGCAGUGGUCAUUUUCCAGAGGAGGGGUUUGGCAAGUCAAGUUAUUUCAGGAAUGUCCAAGUUGUUGAUAGCUCAAACAAUCUCAAGGCUCCCAAAGGGAUUGGUACCUUUACUGAGCAAUCUAACUGCUAUGAUGUCCAAUUAGGCAGAAAUGGGGAUUGGGGCCAGUUCUUUUACUAUGGAGGCCCUGGUAGAAAUGCAAAUUGUGCUUGAAGAAAAACCCCAUUUCACCCUCUUAAUCUUCUUAUGUAUCAUUCAAUCUAGUGUAAUGCCUCUCUCUCUCUCUCUCUUGUAUACCCUUCUCUUUUUACUCUUUAGGUGGGGCUAUAACCAGUAACCUUUUACCUUUCUGUAGUGGGAAGUUUUGACUCUGUUUUUUUUACUUAAAAGAUUCUCCAUGUAAGUGGUGGGAAGGUGGCCAAAGUUUCUCAAAAGCCUAAAAGAAACAGGCCUUUAUAAAUUUCUGUAUUCUAUUUGUUUGUUUACUCCUCUCUUGGGAGUGGUUUGUUAAUGAAUGAAUAUUGGUGUUUGAGCUGAAAAA
Molecule: messenger RNA, 1862 nt
Organism: Quercus robur (English oak)
Lineage: Eukaryota; Viridiplantae; Streptophyta; Magnoliopsida; Fagales; Fagaceae
Exons: 7
Coding region: 269-1534 (421 amino acids)
Source: RefSeq, a predicted model, not a curated record